Nicotiana tabacum (common tobacco) is the source of this 858-nucleotide messenger RNA. RefSeq names its product chaperone protein dnaJ 11, chloroplastic-like. The record is from RefSeq and is a predicted model, not a curated record. Lineage: Eukaryota; Viridiplantae; Streptophyta; Magnoliopsida; Solanales; Solanaceae.
UAUGACCUAUCCAAACAUUCACACACUAACCUUGUCUCCAAUAACUAAUCAAAUUGUUCUAUAACAAAAAAUUCCAAUCCAAUGGCUUCUACUUCUUCUUCUUCUUUUCUUCUCUCAACUUCAAUUACCGGUUCCAAAUUCUCCGCCGGUACACCACUAGCACCGCCGAGCUCCGUCAGCUUCCGGCAGCAGCGAUCGUUCUCUGUUUCCGCCGCUUACUCCACCGCCGAGAGGACUACAACUAGUUCUAACAUCGCCUCACAGUCAUCGUUGUAUGAAGUUCUAGGACUUCAAGCUGGUGCUACUACUCAUGAAAUUAAGUCUGCCUACCGGAGAUUAGCCAGAAUUUUACAUCCCGAUGUCGCCCGAUUUCAGCAGAAUUCUUCAGCUGAGGACUUUAUUAGAGUGCAAUCAGCUUACGCUACUCUCUCCGAUCCAGAGAAACGUGCCAAAUAUGAUCGGACCCUAUUUGGGAAUAUAUUUGGACGAUCUGUUGGAGUGUCGUCGGCGGGAACUCGUAGCCAUUACACUACUUGCCGGAAUUGGGAAACCGAUCAAUGUUGGUAGCUUUUUUGCUUCGAACGGUUCAUUGUGGAUUUUAGCACUCCUUCCAAACUCACAAGCUCGAUCAAUUUCGUCUCCUGAUUUGGUUUUGGUUAAAAUCACCGUGUACCAUUGUUAGUAAACUGUCUUUGUAAAAUAAUUCUGGAAAUAUAAGUGAACAUAAACAGAAAUGAACAUAAACAAGAAUGAACUACGAAAUAACAAUAAGAGAUCCUCAUGCCAUGACAUGGUGUUCUCGGGCUAUGAAAACGGUGCCUCCAAACGAUGACGUCUUUGGAUGAGUUGGUGAUAUUU